UAAAAUGGAAGACCGACUUUCUGAAAUUCUGACACACAGUGUAAAUUACAUCCCAUCAGGUCGACUGCUUCCACGUUCUCCUCCUAUGACUAGUGUAAAGCGAUACCUGGAUUUUGAUGAUGCGGAAUCUGUCAUGCCAACCAGCAAGGCAGAGGCCGAUGGAGCUGUUGGGGUGCUUGGAUGUAGCAGUCCUAAAAUUGAGAACCCUUACUCUAUGCUGAAGGGCAUGAAGGGGUAUCACCCCACUCCUGAUGACUUAAAUUUCAUCAAGAAGAAGACUGAAGAGGAACUUCUUAAAAAGCUUCAGGGAGAACUGGCAGAGACUCGGACCAUGCAGGAAAAAGAACUAAAAGCCUUGGAGCUUGCAACUGUAUCCAGGGAAUUGACGCUGGCCAGUUUCAACAAAUUUCCUUCAAUUGACCAGUUUUCCAACUUGGUCCAACUGGUCCUUGGAGAGACAUCACCUGUAGACUUGACAGAUGUUGAUAUAAAGUCAAUUUUGAUCAUGGUCACAUUGGAGAAAAUCCAGAGAUUAAAUGACGAGAAGAGGAAGACUAUUGCUCAAAUGGAGGAGUUCAUUGCAGAAAAGCACAAAAAAGAAGCUGAAGAUGAAGAGCAGAUUAAAAUGCAACUUGCCAAUGAAAAGCUGAAGAUCCAGGAGCUGAUGAAACAAUUAACUGAACUGAAAUCUGACCUCUUUCAUCUAGAGACCAAUGCAGGUAAAGAACACAAGGAUGAUUCGGAAAAGAAACUGCCAGCUGCUAAGGGUAAACAAAGAUGUCACCAAACCCAAAGAAAGGAUGUUAAUCUGGGUGAGAAUGUUGAGAAAAACAAAUCUAAAUCAAGGCAGAACCACGCCAUCAAAGAGAUGAAUGUGGACCGUGGUCAGGCAGUAAAGGAAAUGUCAAGACAAAAAUUUGAAGCAGCAAAAGAAGGGUCACUGGAACAAGUAAAGGUAACCAGACGGGGAAAGGGACGAACUGAGCCACUGGAAACCCAGUUGCCUUUGCCUGGACCAAGACGAUCUAAAAGGAUUGCAAACCAAUGUGACCUUUGAUGGCUGGUGUUCGGCGUUAAACAGCUUCAGUGGGAGUAUCUAAGUG
Molecule: messenger RNA, 1103 nt
Organism: Cyprinodon tularosa
Lineage: Eukaryota; Metazoa; Chordata; Actinopteri; Cyprinodontiformes; Cyprinodontidae
Exons: 9
Coding region: 5-1057 (350 amino acids)
Source: RefSeq, a predicted model, not a curated record